AUGCAAACGGCUGGAAGAUCGUGGACAAAUAUUGUUGGUUCGCAGAAUUUAAGUCAAGGAGCUGUACCGUUACCACAUGCUCGGUUUGGAGCUAGGGUUGCUAGACCCAACUCUGUUGUGUUGCAUACUCAAGCGUUUAAGGAUAUUACAGCAAGUGAUGUCAUGGAUGCCGUUUUAAAAUGUGUGAGACAAGAUACAAUUAAGUGUGUACAAGAUCAGCCGUUUCAUUUGCGGGGUGAACGAGUUAUUGCUCAAGAGCUUGAUAUGCCCACGUUACUGGUUAAAGUUUUGUAUGCCCCUAGUGAAAUUUCUAAUCAAACGAUAGCUGCAACGUUGGCGAAAUAUGGCAAAAUAGUGAAGGUGGAUCGGGAAAUGUAUCGUGAUUGGUCUAAUGUCGAAACUGGGCUAGAUAUCGUGGGCAAGUGCCUUUAUGUGGCAGAUGUGGCGAAUAUGGACAUCGUGUUGCUACGUGUUCGAAUGAUGUAAAGUGCUUCAAGUGUGGUCAAAAUGGUCACAUACAACGUCAAUGUUUCAAGUGUUUUCUAUGUGGCCAGUUUGGGCAUGUCAGGGCAAAUUGUCUAGAGAAUCGACGUGACGUGUCCAAUGACAGAGAUGAUUAAACGUCGGAAAGUAAUUUGAGUAACGAUAUUGGUCGUGAUGAAGACGGUAGCGACGUCUCCCGGUCGAGUGAUGAUAUCUGUCCAAACAGUCGAGAACAACAAAAGUAAAGCAGAAGAGGACGUUUCCAUACCUGACGAAGGUGUUAAGGUUCCUGAAGACUCCACUGACCAACGUGUCAGUGAUAUGGGCGGCUCACCUGAAGAACGGACGAAAAAGACCGAUAAGGGGAAAAAGAAGAAGAGGAAAAAACAUAAUAAACUUUAA
Paramuricea clavata is the source of this 885-nucleotide messenger RNA. The record is from the annotation of a GenBank genome assembly. NCBI's taxonomy places the organism in Eukaryota, Metazoa, Cnidaria, Anthozoa, Malacalcyonacea, Plexauridae.